This is a messenger RNA of Fusarium odoratissimum NRRL 54006, 900 nucleotides long. RefSeq lists its product as uncharacterized. Gene Ontology annotation, molecular function: high-affinity secondary active nitrite transmembrane transporter activity. Lineage: Eukaryota; Fungi; Ascomycota; Sordariomycetes; Hypocreales; Nectriaceae. Gene Ontology annotation, cellular component: membrane. The transcript has 4 exons. Gene Ontology annotation, biological process: transmembrane transport; nitrite transport. The record is from RefSeq and is a predicted model, not a curated record. Bases 1 to 900 code for a protein of 299 amino acids.
AUGACUAUCGAUCUUGCGAGCCCUUUGGCUUAUACGCCUGCCGAGACGGCGGAACUUAUCUGUCGAGCUGGUGUGAAGAAGGGAAGAUCGAGACCAGACAAGGUGUUGCUGUCUGGUAUUUCUGGUGGAUGCAUUCUUGCCUUUGGAUGUGCUGUUUCAUUAACAGCCUUGACGGCACCAUGGUAUCAAGAGAAUGCACCAGGACUUAUCAAACUCAUCGGAGCUAUCGUAUUUCCUUUGGGCUUGGUCACUGUGAUAUUGACGGGAGCUGAUCUUUUCACAUCAACAAAUCUGUUCACCUUUGUUGCCGUCCUUAAUGGAAGAUUAUCGAUAUGGAGGAUGCUACUCCAUUGGUUCCUAUGUUUCUUCGGUAAUCUAGGUGGUUGCCUGUUUGUAAUGGCCAUCAUCGUUGGGUACGGAGGCAUCUUUGACUCAGAUCCGUACCGAGAAGAAAUCAUCGCCUUCACAACAAAGAAGCAAAUAACCCCAGAGGCCCACCAGAUCUUUCUUCGUGCUAUUGGCUGUAACUGGCUUGUUUGCCUAGCAUGUUUCCUCGGCGUACAAGCAAAAGACUUGACGUCUAAGGUGGUUGGAAUGUGGAUUCCUAUCUUUGCCUUUGUGGCUUUGGGUUUCGACCAUGUUGUUGCCAAUAUGUUCUUUAUGCCUUUGGGUAUCUGGAUGGGGACUCCUGGCUUGACCAUUGGACUUUACAUAUGGAAGGGAAUGAUUCCAGCUCUCUUUGGAAAUAUCCUUGGAGGCAGCUUAUGCUGCGGUGUGUACUUUUGGUGGAUGUAUCUUGCAGACGUUGACGACGAGGAAGAACCUCAAGGCAAAGGUGUUUUGCAUAAUCAUGGACAUGACAGUCCUUCAGAUGAGGAGAGUCAGAUGGGGUCACGAUAG